This is a messenger RNA of Miscanthus lutarioriparius, 2307 nucleotides long. NCBI's taxonomy places the organism in Eukaryota, Viridiplantae, Streptophyta, Magnoliopsida, Poales, Poaceae. The record is from the annotation of a GenBank genome assembly.
AUGGCUGCCCUGCUGGGCGUCUUCCUCCUCCUGCUGAUGCUGCUGCUUCAGCUCGGCCCCUCUUCUUGCAGCAAUGUGUACAUUGUGUACAUGGGGGAGAGGAAUCCCGAGCUGCACCCGGCGCUGGUCCGGGACUCGCACCACGGCAUGCUCGCCGCCCUUCUUGGCAGCGAGCAGGCGGCCAAGGUCGCCAUCCUUUACAGCUACAGGCACGGCUUCUCCGGGUUCGCCGCCGUGUUGACGGACAGCCAGGCGGCGCGGCUCGCCGAUUCGCCUGGGGUUGUGCGAGUGGUGCGGAAUCGUGUUCUUGACCUGCACACCACCAGGAGCUGGGAUUUCAUGCGAGUGAAUCCGUCGCAUUCGGUUGGAAUCCUCUCAGAGAGUAGAUUCGGUGAGGAUUCCAUUGUUGGUGUACUAGACACUGGAAUAUGGCCAGAGUCGGCCAGUUUCAGAGACGACGGCAUCGGCGAGGUUCCGCGGCGGUGGAAAGGGCAAUGCGUCGCCGGAGACAGGUUCAGUGUUUCCAACUGCAACAGGAAAAUAAUAGGCGCGAAAUGGUACAUCAAAGGGUAUGAAGCCGAGUACGGGAAGAUGAACACCACCGACAUCUAUGAGUUCAUGUCUGCGAGAGACGCCGUUGGGCAUGGCACGCACACAGCCUCCACUGCUGCUGGCGCUCUGGUAGCCGAUGCAAACUUCAGGGGCCUUGCCAGUGGUGUUGCAAGGGGAGGGGCACCCAGGGCAAGACUGGCGGUUUACAAAGUGUGCUGGGCCACCGGAGAUUGCACUUCUGCAGAUAUCCUUGCGGCUUUUGACGAUGCCAUACAUGACGGUGUCGAUGUGCUUUCAGUGUCACUAGGCCAAGCACCACCACUCCCUGCUUAUGUUGAUGACGUCCUGUCCAUUGGAUCCUUCCAUGCUGUCGCGAGAGGGAUUGUUGUGGUCUGCUCUGCAGGAAAUUCUGGGCCUUAUUCAGAGACGGUCAUCAACUCGGCGCCAUGGAUUGUGACCGUUGCUGCUGGCACCAUUGAUAGGACUUUCCUCGCAAAGGUCACCCUAGGCAACAAUAGCACCUAUGUGGGUCAAACACUGUACUCUGGAAAGCAUCCUGGAAAAAGCAUGCGCAUAGUCUAUGCUGAAGACAUUGCUUCUAAUAAUGCAGACGAUACAGAUGCAAGAAGCUGCACUGCAGGAUCUUUGAAUUCUACUCUAGUGAAGGGAAAUGUGGUGCUUUGCUUCCAAACAAGGGCACAGAGAUCAGCUUCAGUGGCAGUGGAGACUGUCAAGAAAGCUCGUGGCGUUGGAGUUAUCUUUGCCCAGUUCUUAACUAAGGACAUUGCAUCUUCUUUCGAUAUUCCCAGUGUUCAAGUAGACUAUCAAGUUGGAACAGCUAUACUCGCAUACACUACUAGCAUGAGAAACCCAACAGUUCUGUUUGGCUCAGCAAAAACAAUUCUUGGAGAACUGAUUGGCCCAGAAGUUGCAUAUUUCUCUUCUCGGGGUCCAAGUUCUCUGUCCCCCUCUGUUCUGAAGCCAGACAUCGCUGCUCCAGGUGUCAACAUUUUGGCCGCAUGGACUCCUGCUGCUGCCAUAUCAUCAGCCAUUGGAUCUGUGAACUUCAAGAUUGAUUCAGGAACCUCGAUGUCCUGCCCACACAUUUCAGGAGUUGUUGCUCUCCUCAAAUCAAUGCAUCCUAAUUGGAGUCCUGCUGCAGUAAAAUCAGCACUUGUCACAACAGCCAAUGUCCAUGACACAUAUGGGUUUGAAAUUGUAUCUGAGGCGGCACCCUACAAUCAGGCGACCCCAUUCGAUUACGGAGGUGGUCAUGUGGAUCCAAACAGGGCUGCAUACCCCGGUCUUGUGUAUGACAUGGGGACAUCCGACUAUGUGCGCUUCCUUUGCUCCAUGGGCUACAACACCUCGGCCAUCAGCUCCAUGACUCAACAGCAUGAGACCUGUCAGCACACACCAAAGACACAGCUGAACCUGAACCUGCCAGCCAUCACUAUUCCCGAACUGAGGGGCAGGCUUACUGUGUCAAGAACAGUCACCAACGUCGGCUCAGCCUUGUCGAAGUACAGAGCUCGUGUGGAAGCUCCUCCAGGGGUGGACGUCACCGUGAGCCCUUCACUCCUGACCUUCAACUCGACUUUGAGAAGGUUGACGUUCAAAGUGACAUUCCAGGCCAAACUGAAGGUGCAAGGGAGAUACAACUUUGGCAGCCUGACAUGGGAGGAUGGCGUGCACACGGUGAGGAUCCCUCUGGUGGUUCGGACGAUGAUCAGUAAGUUCUACGUCAAUUCAUGA